This is a messenger RNA of Labeo rohita (rohu), 1921 nucleotides long. RefSeq names its product glycerophosphodiester phosphodiesterase domain containing 3b (gene gdpd3b). The coding region runs from base 104 to 1072 and encodes 322 amino acids. The record is from RefSeq and is a predicted model, not a curated record. The transcript has 10 exons. Lineage: Eukaryota; Metazoa; Chordata; Actinopteri; Cypriniformes; Cyprinidae. Gene Ontology annotation, biological process: glycerophospholipid catabolic process. Gene Ontology annotation, cellular component: endoplasmic reticulum membrane. Gene Ontology annotation, molecular function: phosphatidylcholine lysophospholipase A1 activity; phosphoric diester hydrolase activity.
GACACAAGACUCGUACUUGCAUUCUAGAAUCUGUAACUUAAUUCUGUCCGGUUCUGAGAGUCAUUCUUAGUGUUAGUGAGGGAUUAACCGGUUGGUUUUCAGCAUGGACGCACUGAGCGGGAUCCUUCUCCUGUGUUUGGCUGUUGGAGUUUAUGUGGUUUGUUCUCUGUAUUUGCUGCACAAUCCAUUGAUUCUUCAUAAGAGGAAACGGCUGGAGUUCUACUGCAGACACAUCUCACACAGAGGAGGAUCUGGAGAGAAGAUAGAAAACACGAUGGAAGCUUUUACACACGCCGUGUCUGUGGGCACCGAGAUGCUGGAGAUGGACUGUCACCUCACGUCGGACGGAUACGUCGUCAUUUCACACGAUAGCAACCUCCUGAGACAAACCGGAUAUGACAAAACAGUGUCGUCUCUGAGAUUCCAGGAUUUGCCUCUCUAUAAAGAGCGACUCGAAGUCACGUUUUAUGCUGGACACUACAGCACAGGAAAGGACAGAAAGUUUGUGUUGCUGGAAGAUGUCUUCAAGAACUUUCCCAACAUGCCAAUGAUACUUGAGGUCAAAGAAAACAACGACUUGCUCAUCAGAAAAGUCUCUGGUCUUGUGAAGCAGUAUCACAGAGAAAGCAUUACGGUUUGGGCUUCGGAGGAGUCUGGUGUUAUGGCGAAAUGCAAUAAGCAGAACCCGUCCAUGCCCUAUAUGUUCACCAUGAGGCGUGGAGCUCUGCUUUUAUUGCUCUUCUACACUGGGCUGCUUCCCUUCGUUCCUCUGGGUGAAAGUCUGCUGUUCUUCUACCUGCCCACGAUUAUCAACAGGACGUAUAUUCCAGAAGAAGCCAUUCUGAAGAAAAGAUUUGUGGUGUAUCUGCUACAGAAGUUGACCAUGCGAAAAUCACUGUUUGAACACUUGACCAAGAGGGGCCUGCAGGUGCAGCUGUUUGUGUGUAACGAGGAGAGCGAUAUGAAAGCUGCGUUUGACGUCGGAGCUACAGGCGUUAUGACCGACUAUCCGACCGUCCUGACCAACUACAUCAACAAACACCCUCCACCUCCACCUCCACCAGUCUAUUAGUUACUUCAAAGGGAACCGUAAACACUGUUUUGCCAAUAGAUAAGGUUACACUUCAUUUUGAUAGUCCACUUUAGACAUUUACUAACUGUAAGUAACUUUGCAACUACAUGUCAACUACCUCUCAUUAGAGUAUUAGUAGACUGUUAUGGUUAGGGGUGGUAGAAUAAGUUGAUGUGUACUUCUAAAAUGACUUAUAGUGAGUUGAGUUGGGGUCCAUCAAAAUAAAGAGUUAGCAGAUAUUACACUGACGGUCUAAUGACUAGUACUUGACGUACUUAGCAGUGUUGGGGGUAACGCACAUAAGUAAUGCGAGUUAUGCAAUCAGAUUACUUUUUUUCAAGUAACUAGUUAAGAAUGCAUUACUUUUAAAUUUACAAGAAAAUAUCUGAGUUAGUUUUUCAAAGUAGUAACCCCAGUGACUUUGAUUCCCCACGUACCGACCGACGCGUCUCGUGUCGAGAGAAAUCAGGAGUAAGUGCACAGACGGACACUUGUCCUUCAGUCUGAGGAUCAUUCAGUUCACUGUUUGUGUGAAAGUACCUUUCAAAAAAGCUGAAAUGCAGCUUUUGGCUUUUUUGUUAUCAAAAAAAUAAGUAAGCUCAGCCCAGGUGACAAAAAGUAACACAAAGGCAAUGUAACGCAUUCAUUUCCAUAAAAAGUAAGUAACGCAAUGUUACUUUUUGAUGGAGUGAUGCAUUACUUUUAAGAGUAACUUCCCUCAACACUGGUAGUUAGUUAUAGUUAGUAAAAUGUCUGAAGUGGAUGGUCAAAGUAAAAUGUUACCAUAGACAAUUAAAACUAUGUAAUAAUAUUUAAAUUAAUCUUUUGUUUCAGUGCACUUAUUGUUAU